Abrus precatorius (Indian licorice) is the source of this 1892-nucleotide messenger RNA. RefSeq names its product zinc finger CCCH domain-containing protein 46. Gene Ontology annotation, molecular function: metal ion binding; ubiquitin protein ligase activity. Bases 74 to 1321 code for a protein of 415 amino acids. The transcript is spliced from 9 exons. The record is from RefSeq and is a predicted model, not a curated record. NCBI's taxonomy places the organism in Eukaryota, Viridiplantae, Streptophyta, Magnoliopsida, Fabales, Fabaceae. Gene Ontology annotation, biological process: protein polyubiquitination.
AACCGGAAGUGGGUGAGAAGAGAAGUGAUCAAAAGACGAAGCGAAUUGAGAGUGUGUGUUACACUCAAACACAAUGAGAGAUAUUUGCAGAAAUUUCCAGCGAGGCAGCUGUAAAUAUGGAGACAGGUGUAGAUAUUUGCAUGCACUCCAACCACAGCGAAAACCCAAUGUUCAUGGGUUUGGAGGACAGGGAAGUUCUCACCAACAGCAAAAUUCAAAUCCUUUUGGAUUUGGGUCUCAUGCUGCCUCUGCCUCGCACCAGCAGCAAAAGACCAAUCCUUUUGGUUUUGGCAGCUCCCAGCUAAAUGGGGUCUCCCAUUCUGAGUCCAGACCUAACCAAUUCAAGUCUUUUGAAAACAAAUGGAAUCGACAGUCAUCCAAACCCCAGAAAUCUGAUAACAACUCACAGCCGGUGAAUCAUCAAUGCACAGAUCCUGAUAUCUGCAAGCGCCAGAUUGCAGAAGAUUUUGAGCAAGAGAAACCGCUUUGGAUACUUACAUGCUACAGUCAUUGCAAAGGUGCUCCUUGUGACAUUAUUGGUGAUAUUAGCUAUGAAGAAUUGCGUGCAGCAGCUUAUGAGGAUGCUAAAAAUGGGAUGAGCUUGCAAUCAAUAGUUGAGAAGGAGAGGAACAUACUAAAAUCCAAGUUGGUGGAGUUUGAGAAACUACUUUCUGAACCCUACAAAAUGCCCCUAAAUUCUUCUCUUGACAGUCAAAAACACCAAUCUGUUGGAGUCAAUGCAAAUCCGUUUUCAAAUACUUCUCAAAAUAAUGGUCCUUUGUCAGUCUCAAGCUUUAGCCAACUGGGUGCUUCAUUGAACAUGGGUUUUGAAAGGCCCUCUGCUCCACUGACAAACACCCUGGCCCAGCCUAGUUUCCUUGGAAGUGGAGGAAACUCUUUCACAUCCAACACAGCAAACCUGAACAUCAGUGGCAUCUUCAGUGCUCAAAGCAGCACCUAUUCUAGACCAGUGGAGUUGACAAUGUUUCCAGGUUCAACUUCAACUUCUCAGCAAACAUCCAUUGCCUUCAAUAACUCUGGUCCUACUACAAUGUUUCAAACAACACCGGAUGUUCAGUUGUUAAAUAAGUCCCAAGUGGAGAAUGUGUCGGGAGAUGUCAGUAUUUGGUUAAAAGAGAAAUGGAAUCCGGGAGAGGUAAUAGUCUUCUGCUGUGCUUUAACUGUUAAUGUUGAAAAAAUGGUCCAGUCAGGUUUCUCGAAGGCAAUUCAUUUUGGUUUCCAAAACCAGGACAAAAUUCCCCUUAAGAUUGAUACGCAGUCAAUCAUAGUAUUAAGAUCUCUUCGUUCUUGCAUGUGUUAAACCUACACAAAUAUCUGGACCAUUAAAAUUUGGCAGAUUAAGAUUUACUUUCUGUUGACUAUAUUUUCAAAUUCAAGUGUUGGGGAUAUUUUGAUGAGUGCUUCGUGUGAGAUAUGUCUACAUUUUUGUUUGUUUUCAUUUUAUUUUGUGUACUUUUUCUGGUUGGCAGAUUCCAGAAGAAGCUCCUCCUGAUACACUUGUACGGUAGACAUUUUGUGUAUUGGCAUCUGAAACAUAUCACUCAAUGCUGCGUUAGAAAGUUUGCAGUGUGUGGAUUGGGCUUUUCGUGGUUAAAUGAUCAAUAUAGCAUACUUUAUCACUUCGGUUUUACGGCAUUUAUGUAGAUAUUUUUAUGUUAGCAAAAGGCAAGAGCCCCAUCGCCGUUCUUACACAAACGAAAUCUUGUACUAUGUCAGGAGUUCAUUUGAUACGGAUUUCAAUCCUCUUACCAUGUAAUUCUUUCUUUUUUACCAAUUGGUAAUUCAUUCUUUUUUGCCCCACAAAAUGUGUCAUAAGACGAUAGACAAGUGCAUAGAGUCGCAUAUGCGAGAAAUUAGUUUUUCUUUUUCAU